UCAGGCAGGCGAGUCUGUCUCGCUGUGCCGAUUGCCGAGGUGAAGCGAGUGAGCGCCAGUCUGCGCCGCUCGGUUAGUAUCAGUCUUCGUCACGGCGAUGCCGGUGGCGCACGUGGCGCCGCUCGCAGACAACAAUACGUUGUGACGAUCGCACCGAUACUUCUUUCCCAACUAAUAAAUCAGCCGAGUCGUACGAAGUAACCCCACCAACAGAUUAUAACUCGAUAUGAGAUAACAAGCUCGCGGCACGACUCCGGUCAUUAAUCACUAAGUCCGUUCAACUCGAAUGAUUGGAACGGAAACGUAAUCUUACAGUUUCCAUUUAGGAUCGCGUAAUGUAAACAGAUAAACAUUGUUGAAGUUUUCCGGAAUCGUUUGUUGACUAAAGGUUACAGUAGAUCUAGGUGCAUUGUAUGGACCAUUGUUAGGCAAUAAUGCCGUAUAGGCCCAGGGGUACUGUGUAGUCGAUUUGCGUGUGUAAAGUGGAUGUGAGCGGACAAGUAGAACUGGUGGAGAAGCAUGGGCGCCGUAGGGCAGUGGACGGCUGGCGUGCUGUGGGCCGUGCUAGCGUCCGUGCUGGCCGAUUCCUGGACCGCUUACCAGGAGCAACCUUGCUGUCGUCCUGUUACACAUCAUCGUGUCAGACAUCAUAGAGAUCAUAUACGAGAGUUCUCUUGCGGCAGCCUGUUUUAUAGAACUCUGUACUUAAACGAAGAGGGAAACACGUUGUAUGUUGGUGCUAUGGAUAGGGUAUUUAAAUUAAAUAUGACAGAUAUAAGCCAGUCUCAUUGUGAGCGAGAUGCUCUAUUACUGGAAGCCAGUAAUGUCGCACAGUGUGUAAGCAAGGGCAAGUCAGAGCCGUUUGAAUGUCGAAACCACAUCAGAGUGCUACAGCCGCUCGGUGACGGGGAGAGGCUUUAUGUGUGUGGCACUAAUGCACACAAUCCAAAAGACUGGGUAGUUUAUUUGAAUUUGACACAUCUACCUCGACACGAGUACGUGCCGGGUGUGGGUCACGGUGUGGCAAAGUGCCCUUACGACCCGGCGGACAACAGUACAGCUGUGUGGGUUACACAGGGCAACCCAGGGGGAUUACCUGCUCUGUAUGCCGGAACCAAUGCCGAGUUCACUAAAGCGGACCCGGUAAUAUUUAGAAAUGACCUUUUCGAUUUUCGAACGGGCCAGAAGAAAUUCAACUUUAAGAGGACGUUAAAAUACGACUCUAAAUGGUUAGACAAAACCAACUUUGUGGGAGCAUUUGACGUUGGAGAGUACGUCUUAUUUUUCUUCCGCGAAACGGCGGUGGAGUUCAUGAAUUGCGGCAAGGCGGUCUAUUCCCGUGUCGCAAGAGUAUGCAAACACGACACGGGUGGGAAGCACAUUCUGAGCCAAAAUUGGGCCACUUACUUGAAAGCUAGACUGAAUUGUAGUAUACCUGGCGAGUUUCCUUUCUAUUUCGAUGAAAUACAGAGCGUGUACCAAAUGCCGGGAGACCCAAGUCGGUUCUACGCGGCGUUCACGACGGGCGCCAGCGACGGGCUUGUUGGUUCAGCGAUUUGUACUUAUACAAUGGAUGACAUACAGGAAACUUUUAGUGGAAGAUUCAAGGAACAGGCGACAUCUAACUCGGCGUGGCUGCCGGUGCUGCGGGCGCGGGUACCGGAUCCACGGCCCGGCACCUGCGUCAACAACACCGAGGCGCUUCCCGACAAUGUGCUCAACUUUAUCAGGUCACACCCAUUAAUGGACUCGGCAGUGCGACACGAGGGAGAUGCGCCUGCGUUUUAUAAGAGGGACUUAGUGCUCACAACCCUCGUCGUUGAUCAGCAGUUUGUCGACAUGCUGAGGGAUGAUAUCACUUAUACUAUAUUUUACGCUGGCACCAGUGCUGGUGAGGUGUACAAAAUAGUGCAGUGGGCGGGCGGCGGUUCCCGGGUGGCGGACGUGUGGCGCGCAGCCGGCUCCGAGCCGGUGCGGGCUUUGGCGCUCUCUCGACGGAUACACGCCCUUUACCUCGCCACCGAUAACCGCUUGAGGCAGCUACCGUUACAUGCUUGUGCGCAUCGCUACGAUAGUUGCGUGCGUUGUGUCCUGGAUCCGUACUGUGGGUGGGACAAGGAAGUUGGCGCGUGUCGAUCCUACGCGCCGGGUCUUCUUCACGACGCCACCAACUCUACACCGUCCAUAUGCGAAGCCAGUGCCCCACUCAGAACAGUGCGAGCGGGCUAUGGGCAGAGCGUACAUUUAGCGGCAUUUGGAAAGACACCUGAGGCUUUUAAGGACCAACACGUCACAUGGUACCACCAUUCUAGAGAGAAAGGUCGCUAUAAAAUAAAUUUCAAUUGGGAGAGAGUGCUGCAGACUUCGGAACGUGGUCUCGUUCUACUAACGGUGUCGGAUUCAGACCGCGGUCGGUACGAGUGCUACUAUGGGCCCACGCUUAUAGCAUCGUACAAUUUGGAUAUCGAUAUACACAGGUGCACGCAGCCGAGUAAAACACAAGAAUACAAACAAGUAUACUCGGACUGGUGUCAUGAGUUCGAGAAAUACAAAAGUGCGAUGAAAGCAUGGGAGACACGACAAAUGCAGUGCUCCAAAAACCUAAACGCAUCGAGCCAGCAAAACACUAUGGCGAACGAGAUUGUGGCGUCGCUGCGGUGAUAGGGCACAGCUCGCUAGUGAUUAAUGAACGAUUACGCACACCAAGCACCGCUAACAUAAACUAUCCGAUAUUUCGCCGACGACGCCCCACCCCCAACCAUUGAACAAAACGUAGUACCAGUUUUUGUCGUCUUCCAUUAUUCGCUCCUGGAUGUUGCGAGUUUUUCAGACGGUCAAACAGUAAUAAAAACUUUUUACAUUUUACCCGCAACGUCUUGUUUUUAAAUGUUUUUUCUUUUAUGUAAUAUUUCUUAUUUCCAUUUUAUAGUCAUGCGUUUCAUAUAUAUAAUAAGAUUUUAUAGGAGUGAAAAUAUUAUGGGUUUCAAGGUUGGUUGGUUGUUUGUUUAUAAGUUAGUAUCAGUUCAUAAUUUUUAAAUCGAGAAAUUAUAGUUACAGAUGUAAGAAAGGGGAACGAUAAUGUAGUGAGUGAGGGGAUGAUCUGUUAAAAUAGAUUUGUUGCUUGCUCCGACUGCGCCGCGUGAUGGAUGACUGACUUCUGUUCAACUUUGGUCGCAACUUUUUCUUUGGGAGCGGCAAGAUAAUCUGCCGAACUAAUAUCGAAUGGUUUAUGUUACGGGUGAUUCGUUGAGAUUAAUUAAUAAAUUGUUGUUGAUGAAUGCGACUGAGUAAUAAUAAAAUAAGCUUUGUCAAAAAUAAUCACAACAUUAACAAAUGAUGUGUAAAUGUAUCGCCUUCGCGUCGGAUCUCUAUUGUAAAUAUAUAAUAGAAAGAAUCGAGUCAAACUUAUGAGGGUAAGGAUCCAACUAUACAAAUUGCUGUGAUAUCAGUUUUCGCUGGAAUACUAAUGUGCUGUCGGUGAGAUAAAAAUAAAAUGUUUAAUAUGUUUUCAUGAAAAUAAUGACGCUUUAGCGCAUUCAAAUUGAUAAGAAUGUACCUAUAUAUUAAGUCGAAAUAGAUUGAUCAAAAUUUAUUUUACUCGUUUUAAAUACAGCUAAUAAAUUGUACAUUUAUUAAUACAAUGCCACUAGAAAAUAUUAGGUAAAAUAAUGAGCAAUAUGAACGCCAAUUUAGAUCUAAGCAUAAAAUUGUAUGAUAUUAGCUUCUGUUAUACAAUUAAAGCGUUGAUGCAUAAUGUUCCUAGAGUAUAAGUGUCUAAGUUUUGUUGAUGUGACGACUACGGACGUUGCGUGUUGCUUCCACUGUUCCAUAUUGUGUACAAGUUUUGUUCUGUACUCUUUAAGUUUCAAAAAGUUGAUGUUAUUGAUUACUUGCCAUAAAAUGUAAUGUUAGGCCUUACUUCGGAUGUUGAAACCGAAUUUAUUAAUAGACGUUACGUUUUCCUUCCCAUUAAUUUUAUUAUAAUCUCGCUAGUAUAGUGCCUUGUGAAGCAUGCUUACGGAUUAAUAAAACUUAUUAAAAUUAAUAAUGAUUAGAUAAGAAAUAUUUUUGUGUACAAUGUAAAGUUAUGAUGUAGCUCUAGUUAACAAUUUAUAGUAGCAACGCAUUUCGUAAUAAAAGCAAUAAUGUUCCAUGGAAUUAAGUCGCCAGUAUUAAUAUUUGCAAGUAUACUAGAUAGUAUUAUAUAAUAUUUAAGAUGACCUUAAAUAGUAAAAUUACUUUGUAAUAAUCUGUACGUAAACUUUAAUUUUCAUUGUCCAUAGUCUAUGCAUAGUACAGAAAUACAAAAUUACACUGAAGUAUUUAUUGUUUGGGCAAUAAGAUAUUCUGUUUAGAGUAGUAUCUAUUUCAGGAUUCAUAGAGGUUGGCAUUAAUUAGACUGUAGUUGUACCUAUUAUAGUGUCUAUGCCACAAUACCUCGCUAGCUACUCGUUCUUAUUAUCUACUGACAUAUAUCUUAAAUAGCAACUUUUGAAGUUACUACAAGUAAAUCUGUUGCAAAAUUGCAUUUAUAGUUACAAAAUGUUAUUGUAAAAAAUAUUGUAAAUAAAUUAUAAAAUUUGGUAGACAGAUUGCUAUUACAUAUAAUAUUAUAUGUUUAUUGUAAAAAUAUAUUACUUAAGCUACGAUAUAAGCGAUUGUUUUAUAAAAGGAACACAAAAAAUAAAUUA
Molecule: messenger RNA, 4691 nt
Organism: Galleria mellonella (greater wax moth)
Lineage: Eukaryota; Metazoa; Arthropoda; Insecta; Lepidoptera; Pyralidae
Product: semaphorin-2A-like
Exons: 14
Coding region: 520-2661 (713 amino acids)
Biological process (GO): axon guidance; neural crest cell migration; negative chemotaxis
Molecular function (GO): semaphorin receptor binding; chemorepellent activity
Source: RefSeq, a predicted model, not a curated record